Theobroma cacao (cacao) is the source of this 2021-nucleotide messenger RNA. NCBI's taxonomy places the organism in Eukaryota, Viridiplantae, Streptophyta, Magnoliopsida, Malvales, Malvaceae. The record is from RefSeq and is a predicted model, not a curated record.
UUGUCAGUCUCGAGAGAGAGCGGAGUACAGUGAAGUGGAUUUUGUCUGUAUUCCAUAAGGGGUGCGAAUGUUGGAAGCUAAGGAAGCAAAGCAAAACGCAUGGCUGAAAAUGGCGGCACCGCUACACCAUAACAUAGCCAACUUUUUAUGUAUUAGCAACAAACAGCAGCUCGCUAUAGAAGUGUAAAGAGAAACAAAGGGCAUCGAUUUGCAGUGUCGUGUAAGAAUUUUUUUUGCAAAAAAGAGUGAAGUUAGCUUGGGGUUUAAGGUUGUCUUGUUGUGGUUUUUUUGUAGAUGGGAAAGGUGGCAGUUUGAUGACAUGGGUAGCAGGAAUAAUGCUUUUAUGGGCACAGAGAAAGGAUUCGGAAGAGAUCAUUGUGAUGUUGGGUUGGCUUUGAGGAUGCAACAAGUUGAGGAAUCUUGCCCAAAUAAGAGCUUCAUGCCAAUGCCUCAUCAUUCUUCUCAUCAUCAGCUUUCAUCAUCGUCUUCUUCCUGUUGCGGUGAUGGAUUUGAUGGUGGAGCUUGUGGUGGUGGGCCCAUUGUUUGCAACACAAGCAAUCAGGUACCAUGCACGGGCGAUAUAUACGAUGUUGUCGGUGCUGCUUCUGCUUCUGCUUCUGCUGCUGCUGCAGGGGUUUUCAAGUCUCUGCAUCAUCACCCCUUUAGCGCUGACCCUUCUUUUCCCAACAAUUGCUCAGGAGAAAUGGCAGCUCCUGUGAAUGCUAGAGCUCCUUUCACGGCAGCUCAGUGGCAAGAGCUAGAGAGGCAGACCAUGAUAUACAAGUACAUGACGGCCUCUGAGCCUGUCCCUCCUGACCUCCCCAUACCCCUCACCAGAAACCCUUCAAAUGUGAUAAAGGGGUCUUUGGAACUGGGGUUUUCGGGCAAUAGUUCGGAUCCAGAGCCAUGGAGGUGCAGAAGAACAGAUGGGAAGAAAUGGAGGUGCUCGAGAGACGUGGCUCCUGAUCAGAAAUACUGUGAGCGUCACUCUCAUAAGAGCCGUCCCCGUUCAAGAAAGCCUGUGGAAUUGCCAAACCACUCCGUUAACAACAAUGACCACAAGCCACAUACACUUAACAUGGCAUCUGACAAGCAGCCUCAUCAAAAUCCUCAUUUCAUCACCGAUGCUCAUUUAUUGACAUCUUCGUUUGAUCAGCCUAGGUGCUUGGAGUGGUUCAUAAAAGGGGAGACUACGGUUCCUUUUGCUGGCAAUUCGAACCCAGAGUGGCAGCAGUUUCAGACACAAGGGACAAAGUAUGGGGGAAAUGUGAGUGAAUACCAGCAGCAAUAUUAUAAAGACCAUCGCCUCAAUUUGCAAGCUCAGCAUCUAAACGAGCAGUUCAGCCCCGAUUUCGCCUCUUUGGGAGGAGCCUCGAAUCUCAACCAAACACAUUCACAAGAGACAAGGAGCUUUAUUGAUGCAUGGUCAACAGCAGAGAGAGAGGUUGCCGAACUGGAUGGAUUUGGGAGCAAACGCCCUCUUUGUUCAAACGAGAAGCUACCGCUCUCUUCUCUUACACUGUCAAUGUCGGGUGGGAGUGGAAACAAUCAAGAAGAAGACGAUGAGAACAGCCAAAUGGGUGCUUUCGACAUCAUGGGCUUGGCAGUGGAAAAUGUGAGGGCUUUGAGACCCCAAAUGGCGAAUCCUGUUUCAUGGAUGGGUUCGCCGCCUGGUGGACCGUUGGCUGAAGCAUUGUGCCUUGGUAUUGCAAGUAGUCAAAGCUCAAGUACGAGUAACUGCAGCAAGAGCACAUGAAAAAACAGGCGAGGCCCAACUUAUAUUAACCUACGGAUAAGAGCUUUAUAAAUGUGAUGUUGUUUGAACAUUUGUGUAUUGCACAAGGGGUUUUCUUUUUAUUCUUGUCCUUUUAAAUUUUCUAUGUUACUGCUGCUACAUGGAAAUUUCCACUGGCUUAUUUGGAGCUAAGCGCCCAGUCUUUUGGAAAUGCGAUGAUUGGUGAAUGCCCUUUGUUUCUUUUUGGUUAUGGAAAAGGGCGUGCUCUAGUCUCCUUGCUUUACCA